Molecule: messenger RNA, 1405 nt
Organism: Branchiostoma floridae (Florida lancelet)
Lineage: Eukaryota; Metazoa; Chordata; Leptocardii; Amphioxiformes; Branchiostomatidae
Product: zinc finger protein 501-like
Exons: 3
Coding region: 1-1290 (429 amino acids)
Biological process (GO): regulation of transcription by RNA polymerase II
Cellular component (GO): nucleus
Molecular function (GO): RNA polymerase II transcription regulatory region sequence-specific DNA binding; DNA-binding transcription factor activity, RNA polymerase II-specific
Source: RefSeq, a predicted model, not a curated record
AUGUGUGGACAGUGCGAAUACAGGACUGCUAACAGGUCUCACCUAUCCGAACAUAUGAGGAGACAUUCAGGAGAAAAGCCUUAUAAAUGUGACCAGUGCGACUAUUCUGCUGCACACAAAGAAAUGGGUGAGAGAAGCGGUGAGUACGCUAUGGACGAUAAUCCAGCUGUACACCCUGGGGACGAGACAAGCAGUAGCGAGAAAUUAGACACAGAAAGGCAGCAAACUGGGGAAGGAAACAUUCCAUGUGAGGAAAAGUGUGGAGUAGAAUCUGACCAUCCUCCCGCACAGGGUCGGACAGAGCAGAAGGACAGACUUGCGGUGAAACGCACUGUGGAUAAACGCUUUGCGUGUACGGAGUGUGGCUAUAGGGCAGCCAAAAAGUAUGUCCUAAUCAAACACACAAGAAAACAUACAGACCAACACAUGACUAAACACACCGGGGUAAAAACUCUCAUGUGUGGGGAGUGCGGAUUUCGAACGGCUAAUAGGUCCAAUCUAUCUCGACAUAUAAGAACUCAUACGGGCGAGAAACCCUACAAAUGUGACCAAUGCGACUAUUCUACUACACACAGAAGCGCUUUAAACCGACACAUGGCUAAACACACCGGCAACAAACCCUACAUGUGUGAUGAGUGCGGAUACAGGACUGCUAGCAGGUCUCACCUAUCCGAACACAUGAGAACACAUACAGGUGAAAAGCCUUAUAAAUGUGACCAGUGCGACUUUUCUGCUUCACACAAAGGUAAUUUAAAGAAACACAUGGCUAAACACACCGGCGAAAAACCCUACAUGUGUGAUGCGUGCGGAUACAGGACGGCUGACAAGUCUUCCUUGACCGAACAUAUGAGAACACAUACCGGCGAGAAACCUUAUAAGUGUGACCAGUGUGACUAUUCUGCUGCACAUAAAGUUUCUUUAGACCGUCACCUUACUAAACACACAGGAGAAAAGCCAUUUAUGUGCGAACAGUGCGAAUACAGGACAACUAACAGGUCUUACCUGUCCGAACAUAUGAGAACACAUACAGGUAUGAAACCUUAUAAAUGCGACCAGUGCGACUAUUCUGCUUCAUGCAAAGGCAAUCUAGUCAAACACAUGUAUAAACACAACGGCGAAAAACCCUACAUGUGUGGAGAGUGCGGAUUCAGGACGGCUAGAAUGUCUUGCUUAACCGUACACAUUAGAAAACAUACAGGUGAAAAACCUUACAAGUGUGACCAGUGCGACUAUUCUGCUGCACAAAAAUUCCAUUUAGACCGACAUGUGGCUAAACACAACGGCGAAUAACCCAACGUUUAGGGAGUGUGGAUACAUGGACGGCUGGCAAGUAAUCCGUAACCUUAGAUAUGACAAACCAUUUACGUGUAAGUAGUGUGACUACACUGCAGCACAGUAAUACCAU